Salarias fasciatus (jewelled blenny) is the source of this 3478-nucleotide messenger RNA. RefSeq names its product slc25a1 solute carrier family 25 member 1b (gene slc25a1b). The coding region runs from base 241 to 1194 and encodes 317 amino acids. Gene Ontology annotation, molecular function: citrate secondary active transmembrane transporter activity. The record is from RefSeq and is a predicted model, not a curated record. The transcript is spliced from 9 exons. NCBI's taxonomy places the organism in Eukaryota, Metazoa, Chordata, Actinopteri, Blenniiformes, Blenniidae. Gene Ontology annotation, biological process: mitochondrial citrate transmembrane transport. Gene Ontology annotation, cellular component: mitochondrion.
CACACACACACACACACACACACACACACACACACACACACACACGUGUGCGUCUGUGUGCUUCACUGUCAAAAGUACACGCAUUAUCUGGUUGAGAUCGUAGAGUCCAAUGGUCAGCAGCGGGCGGCUGUCGGCAGCUCCGCUCCCCGAGCCGUCACGCACACUGAGCCGCCGCACGGCACCGCACCGCACCGCACCGCACCGCUCCGCCGCUGAAGUUAGGCCGGGGGACCUGCAGGCAUGUCCGGGAACAGCACAUUCGUGAGCCCCUUCUACUCACCGCGGUGUUUGGCCGCCGCCGCCCCGGCGGGCAGAGCCCAGCUCACCCACCCCGGGAAGGCCAUCCUGGCAGGUGGGAUUGCUGGAGGCAUCGAGAUCUGCAUCACCUUCCCCACCGAGUACGUGAAAACUCAGCUGCAGCUGGAUGAGAAGGCCAACCCUCCAAAGUACAGAGGCAUCGUGGACUGUGUGAAGCAGACAGUUAAUGGUCAUGGGGUGAGAGGUCUUUACCGAGGUCUGAGCUCUCUACUGUAUGGCUCCAUUCCCAAAGCAGCUGUCAGGUUUGGGGUGUUCGAGUUCCUCAGUAAUAAGAUGCGUGAUGAGAGCGGGAGGCUGGACAGUAAGCGAGGCUUCCUGUGCGGUCUGGGAGCUGGAGUGGCCGAAGCCGUGGUGGUCGUCUGUCCCAUGGAGACCGUGAAGGUGAAAUUUAUCCACGAUCAAACAUCAGCAAAUCCAAAGUACAAGGGCUUCUUCCAUGGUGUGAGGGAGAUCGUGAGAACUGAAGGUGUGAAGGGGACGUACCAGGGCCUGACUGCCACGGUGCUCAAACAGGGUUCCAACCAGGCCAUCCGCUUCUACGUCAUGACGUCUCUGAGGAACUGGUACAAAGGUGACAACCCUGAUAAAUCCAUCAACCCUUUGAUAACGGGUGCGUUUGGCGCCGUGGCAGGAGCUGCCAGCGUGUUUGGAAAUACUCCUCUGGAUGUGAUCAAGACCAGGAUGCAGGGUCUUGAAGCUCACAAGUACAAGAGCACACUGGAUUGUGCCGUCAAGAUCAUGAAGCAUGAGGGACCAAUGGCGUUCUACAAAGGAACGGUGCCUCGGCUGGGUCGAGUGUGCAUGGACGUGGCCAUCGUCUUUAUCAUCUACGAGGAAGUUGUGAAGGUUCUGAACAUGGUCUGGAAGACGGACUGAGACCUUGGAGCAGAGCAGAUACAACCCAUUCUCCUUAAUGCCUGCUUCUGGAUUCCAAACAUCUACCUCCAAGUAUUGAGAGAGAAGAAAGGUGAUUGGUAGAUUCUUUGAUUUUAUUUAUUGAUCAACAGUAACAAGUGGAGGCAUUUUCUGCAUUAAAAAAGAGCUUGAUGUUGGCAGAAUUGCUAGUUAUUCAAGGAGCUCAGGGAAAAUGAUGGGGCUUUUCAAUUUCAAGAAAAAAUUCAGCAGAUUAUAUGAUGCCACAUGAAAUUGAAAUCAGAUAGAAACUUACGUGUUACCCAACAUAAUGUGAUUUAAAAAUAUAUUUAAAAUAAAUACUUGGAAAAAAAAUAAAGUAGUUUUUAUUAUGAAGAAGUGUUAUGUAAUUUAGUGUCUGGUGGCAUGAUAAAUUAUGCUAUGUGGGGCUACAGGUACACCACAAACUAGAUGCCUCAUGUCAGUAUUGACAAAAUAUUGAGACAGAUGUGACUGGCAGUCCUAUAACUAACCAUUAACACCACUGAAUACCAGAUUAAGAAAGGUUUUGCCUCAUUUCAAAAGCUACACAACUUGGAUUAUUAAGAAAGAUGUUAAAUUUUGCCAUACCAGCUCAUUUAGCUUAGAGGUCAGAGGUGAAAAAGUAAGUUACCUGCCAGCAGGAUUACUAUUGCAACAACACAUCAUCAGCAGGGUAAAACGAACCUGUCUCACGACGGUCUAACCCAGCUCACAUUCCCUAUUAGUGGGUGAACAAUCCAACGCGGUGAAUUCUGCUUCACAAUGAACUUGAGUUAAAAUGCUAUUUUGGUUCACAACACGGUAGCAAUGUGCAAACAGGUAGCUUAAACUUUACCUUGUAAGUUUAACCGUUUACUCUAACUUGAAGAAGGGUUGGUUUACCUGUCAAAUUAAGUAAUUAUAGCCAGAUUAAGUUUUUGUUUACUUGACUUUAUUUUUAUCUUCCACAUGUAUCCUAUCAGGCCAUGUCCCAGCAGGGUGGCGAAAAACGCUGGCAACCUGUUGGGUUGCAUCAUUGGGUGGACACUGAAUAAACUUAGCAUGCCAGCUUCAUGUAGCUUACUGCUAUUUUAGCUAGCCUUUAGCUUACUGGCUGCUGUGGUCUCUAGAAGUGUAGCUUAAACUUUAGCAUACCAAUUGUAUUUCCUUUAAGGAGAUUAUUGGGCUACUUAAGUCCUAGUUUGACUACUUCUACUAAGUAUGUUCACUUAAGCUAACUCUCUACUUCAGCUUUUAGCAGGUAAGUUAGCUUUAGUUAACCUGCGACAGUGGCCUCGAGACAUGCAGCUUAAACUUUAGUAUCCUAGUUGAAGUAGCUUUAAGCAGUUCAUGCUACUACUCAAAUGUUAGUUUCUCCACUAACAUAUACUAUAACUAUUACUUGUUAUAGGUAAGUUAACUUGAGCAAACCUGCUGCUUUAGCUCUGACCAGGUGGGGUAGACUUUAGCUCUCUUGCUAUGUAGCGGGUAGAUUAGCUCUUUUAAUUUCCCUUUCAGCUUUCUUUACUGGUGUGAGGUGGCUCAGAUUGUGAGAGAAGCUUCAACAGAGUCACCAUGGUGCUUUAUGGGACCGUUGUAAUUGCCAACACUGCCAACAAAUGAAUAUUACACUAGAGUGAGUCUCAGCGCUUAUUUAAUUGUUAUGCAUAUUUACACACUGCGUGUUGGAAUGAAUCGAUGUGUUGUGAUGAGGGUGAGGGUUCAAUUUUAGGUUGUUUUAAAGCAUUUAAGUGCCAUUAAAAGUGCCUACGCUUCAUGUAAUUAAUUUUAAUUGAUUACUAUAGACUUUAAGUUGUUGCACAAGUUAUUUUUCAGUGGAGGUCUAAACUUAUUGUUUUUUGGGGGAAUUAAUUCCUUUUUUAUUUCUGAUGUUUUACGCUGCCUCGUAGCAAAAGACAUUGUUAGUGCCUUCCAUCUCAUUCCACAAGUGGCCCAGCUUCUCUUUGAUUCCAUUUUUUUAAACAUGAUUUAAUUUCCAUGAGUCGGCCACCCAAUGUGCCAACUGCCACUGGUUGAUGUGAUGCCAAGUUACAGACAGCUAGCGGUGAGGCAUGUUUACGUGCAAUGCCAGAGAUUUUUUUUCUUAAAGUUUACCAGAAGAUGCCUUUGUUUUAUUCUUUAACGCUUCUGGUUCAGCCUGACUGUGCAGUGCACAUGUGGACCUUCACUACGGCUACUUGACUACCUUAAUGACAAAGUAUUGUGCCUUCGGUGGGAUUAAUUCAAAUGUGUACACUCAUACGAAUAAAACUAGAAUCAAACUCUA